AUGCCUUUACCAGCAGCGAUAUGUCUGCGCUUCGCCAGACGUGCUUCGCUCGAUCCGAGCAAGCACCAAGUUCUACUAGCACGAGCUUUCUCAAACAGUGUUCGGCGUUCCGAGAUAAACAAAGUCGUCUCUUCCGCCGACCUCGCGAUCAAGGACAUGAAAUCGAACUCGACCCUACUAGCUGGUGGGUUCGGUCUGUCUGGGGUGCCAGACACCCUGAUCAAUGCUGUGAAGAACAACCCAUCAAUCACUAGUUUAACAGCCGUCAGCAAUAAUGCCGGUGUCGAUGGAGCUGGCUUGGGCCUUCUGCUGCAGUCCAAGCAGAUCAAGAAGAUGAUCGCUAGUUACGUGGGAGAAAACAAGACCUUCGAGCGCAUGUAUCUAGGCGGCGAGAUUGAGCUAGAAUUGACGCCACAAGGUACCUUAGCCGAACGGUGUCGGGCCGGAGGCGCAGGGGUUCCGGCCUUUUACACACCUGCUGCAUUUGGCACAGUCGUCCAGACCGGCGAGCUGCCACUCAAGCACAACCCUGACGGCACCGUUGCGCUGUACGGCCAGCCCCGCGACGUCAAGGUCUUUGACGGCAAGAGCUACGUGAUGGAGGAGGCUAUCAAGGGCGACUAUGCCUUCGUCAAGGCCUGGAAGGCUGACAAACUCGGCAACUGCCAAUUCCGUUACGCAGCUGCAAACUUCAACGGUGCCAUGGGCCGGAACGCGAAGAUGACUAUUGUUGAGGCAGAGCACAUUGUUGAAGUUGGCGAUAUCGACCCCGCAGCUAUCCACCUGCCCGGUAUUUAUGUCAAGCGCGUUAUUCAGAGCACGGCGCCGAAGAACAUCGAGAAGUACACAUUUGCCAAGGAGGAAGGCGAAGACACCGCGGCUGCCCUAGGUAAGGGCGACACCGCGGCUAAGCGCGAGCGAAUUGUCCGCCGUGCGGCCAAGGAAUUCAAGAACGGGAUGUACGCCAACUUGGGCAUCGGCAUGCCCAUGCUUGCGCCCAACUUUGUCGACCCUUCAGUGGAGGUGCAGCUGCAGUCUGAGAACGGCAUUCUGGGCUUAGGACCCUACCCGAAGAAGGGUCAGGAGGACGCAGACCUCAUCAACGCAGGAAAGGAGACAGUCACGCUCGCGCCCGGUGCCGCUGUCUUUGGCAGCGAUGAAUCCUUUGGCAUGAUCCGAUCCGGCCGCAUUGACCUGACUAUCCUUGGCGCGAUGCAAGUGAGUGCCAAGGGAGACCUCGCGAACUGGAUGCUUCCCGGUAAAAUCAAGGGCUUCGGCGGCGCAAUGGACCUCGUCUCCAACCCAGCCGCCACAAAGGUCGUCGUGACCAUGGAGCACACGGAUAAGAAGGGCAACCCCAAAAUUGUUAAGCAAUGCGAGUUCCCUUUGACAGGGCGGACUUGUGUCAGCCGCAUUAUCACCGAGCUCUGUGUGUUGGAUGUUGACUUUGUCAACGGGUUGACGCUUAUCGAGUUGGCGGAUGGUGUCACAAUUGAUGAGGUCCGCGCUAAGACUGAGGCGCCGUUUAGGGUUGCGGAUAAUGUGAAGCCUAUGCUGUGA
Molecule: messenger RNA, 1560 nt
Organism: Aspergillus mulundensis
Lineage: Eukaryota; Fungi; Ascomycota; Eurotiomycetes; Eurotiales; Aspergillaceae
Product: 3-oxoacid CoA-transferase
Exons: 3
Coding region: 1-1560 (519 amino acids)
Biological process (GO): ketone body catabolic process
Molecular function (GO): succinyl-CoA:3-oxo-acid CoA-transferase activity
Source: RefSeq, a predicted model, not a curated record